Messenger RNA from Bombus terrestris (buff-tailed bumblebee), 9098 nucleotides. Its product is annotated as Kv channel-interacting protein 4. The coding region runs from base 367 to 1134 and encodes 255 amino acids. The transcript is spliced from 7 exons. Gene Ontology annotation, molecular function: calcium ion binding. NCBI's taxonomy places the organism in Eukaryota, Metazoa, Arthropoda, Insecta, Hymenoptera, Apidae. The record is from RefSeq and is a predicted model, not a curated record.
UACAACCAACGAAGAUUGCGAAGAUUUUAGUUUGCAGUUUGGCAUUCGCCAAUCAUCGCCACGUUCGUGGAUCGUACUUCUUUCAUAUUCUUCGGUUGGAUAUCUUCGCGGCCGACAAUAUUUUUUUUAUAUACGUACGAUUGAUUUGUAAAUUAGUGUGCUAGGUGUAACCUGAGGACCAGCGAUGUUGAUUUUAUGUAAAUUGCAUGUUGCACAGCAGACUAUAUGAAUAGAGUGGUUGAGAAAUAUUCCGUUGAAAUCCUUGAAGAAAUUGCAACUCGAAGCCACGUGAUGAUUGUGUUAUAAAACUACACAUCUAUUCCUUUCUCGCUGUGAUUCACUUAUCCACAAAUACAUAAUAUCAACAUGGAUAUGGAGGACGAUAUAAGCUCAAUCGCAGAACAAAAUACAAAACCACCUAGACCUAAUAGAAUACCUCAUAAAACAAGUAUUAGAAAAUUUCUCAGAAAUGUUUGGCGCAAAAUCGAAGCCGAGAUUGAUGGAAAAGAAUACAAGAAUACGGAUGACUAUGGGGAUCACUAUUUCUACUCGGAGUACGAAGAGGAACAGACCCCGAGAUAUAGACCCGACUCGUUGGCGAGUCUUUGUCGAGCUACGAGAUUCACCGAGGCAGAGCUGAAGAGAAUAUAUCGUGGCUUCAAGGCAGAAUGUCCCACGGGAGUCGUCAGAGAGGAAACUUUCAAGUGCAUCUACUCACAGUUCUUUCCGCAAGGAGCUAAUACUAGCCAGUAUGCACAUUACGUUUUCAACACCUUGGACCAGGACCAUAGCGGUAUUCUCAGUUUUGAGGACUUCGUUACUGGUCUCAGCAUACUGUCUCGUGGUUCCAUCGACGAGAAGCUGCGCUGGACGUUUUCCCUUUACGACAUCAAUGGCGACGGUUGCAUCACAAGGGAGGAAAUGACGGACAUCGUGACAGCUGUAUACGAGCUGAUGGGAAAAUUUUCUGACCCGAAUAUGGACCAUGACGGUGUACGAGAGAAAGUAGAUCGAAUGUUUCAGAAGAUGGAUGGGAACAAAGAUGGAGUGGUGACGCUAUCGGAAUUCUUAGAAGCGUGUCGCGCCGAUCCCGAUAUUUCAACGAGUAUGGCUGCUUUGGACACGGCCUUCUGACACUCGGCGCGACCACGAUACAUGCCAUGGACCUAAAGAGUUUCUGUUGAUUUAGGAAUAUAUCGCUCAACGUUGUACCUUAUCUCCUGGACCAGGGGAAUUUCCUCAAGGUUAUUACGAAGAUUUCGACCGAGAGAUAGACUCGCCGAAUCUCGAAUUUCCGACGUCGAAGCGGCUCGAAGGAAAACGAUGUACGAACGAAUGAUGUAUGAUCCGGUUGGAACAAAAGCGCCUAUCAUUAACUGAAAUUCGUAGCGUUUAUCAGGUGAAAUUCAAAGACGGUGUUUGAAUGUAUCGAAUUCUUUUCUACGUAGAUUUAUUCAAUAACGUAUACAGACUGGGGCAAAAUUCACGUUGAUACAAACAAGAUCAGAGGAUCAAACAAAAUCGGCAAUAACAAAAUUACGUUAGAGGCUUCGUUUUCGGAGAAAAUACAUUUGAAAAUCAAUCUAGUACGCGUACAAUCGAUUGAUGACUGGCGUUAUACGAUAGAUCUCGCUGCAGAUAGCUACCUACUGUCACUGUUCUUGUACACGAUAUAAUGUCAACCGUCAGUUCCUACCGGGCAAGGGACAUGGCGAUGAUCGUAUAUAAUUUUCGCAUUGGAAGCUUAUGGUGGAAGCAUCUGCUGCACCCUGUAUACCAUGCGAUGUGUCGCGUCACGUAUUUUCAAUUAGCGUUACGAUUUGGUCAUUGUCGAGCAUAUAAUACCGUAGAUCUGGCGGAACGUCGAUCAGAUUUUCCACUUUUGAACCGAUCUAGCCAUUUCGAAACAAUGUUCUCAGCUACAGCAGCGUCUCUAUAAAUUAUACAUAUCUUUUUUACUGUUUGUACGACGUUUCUUCCCAUCUAUAUUAGCAGAGCGUCGAAUGACGAAAAUGCAGCUUACUUUCGUUCGUCUUUACUUUUAACGUAAACACGGUCAAAUUGCAGAGAAAGUCGCGUUAACCAGUUGACAGCGGAAUUUAGUUUUAAAAGUUUCAUACAGGCAAUGGCGAGUAUACACGUCGAACGCAAGGCGAAAGCUUAUAAAAAUUUUAUGGAAAAAGUAGAACGAUAAAAAGAUUCACAAUUCAUCGUUGAAAAGGGUAUUAUUAUUAAAAAUGUUAAAAUUGCCAAAAAACAAAAUAAUUCGGGGAAUAGCCGAUACACGCAGUGAAGUACAGAGAUGGAGAUACAUUGGAGAAAAUAAUCAACUGAAUUUAUAAAGAGCAAUACAUUAUACGAAGUAUAACACGGAGAAUAAUCAAAUAAUCAAACUGUUUUUUUUUUUUUUUUAUAAAAUACACAACAGUUCUACUAAAGGUAUAAAGGAAACGUACCGCUAAAUGUCAUUUAUGUUACUUUUUAUCAAGAUUUUGAAUUUUUACAGUAAAUGGUAAUUUUUUUGUUUACAUGACGAGUAUACGCGUCAACCGCAGAGAAAUAAAGUUUUGGAUUGACGUGUAUACAGGUUGAACGCAGUUAGCUGGUUAAAAUGUCAGAAUGCGGCGAAACGUUAGAGAACGUGUAACACGUGCUUCAUUUUGAAAUGGUGACAUUUCACGCGUUCAUCACGUCGCUGUGGAAAAACGCUACGAACUUUUGUUCCAACCUACACACUUUUUUUCUGUAACAUGGUCGCGUUAAACAACCCUUUCAAACCGAAGAUCACGAAAUGGUCCUAAGAAUAGAAGAGAUUGUACUUUCGAUAUUCGUAGUUCUAGUUGUCCAGUGUGCGUUUCGCUAGGUAAGGAAGGAUUAGAUGAGAGAUGAAUAAGAAAAGCGUUAAACGAAAAAAAAGAAAAAAACAAAAAACAGAUAAUAUACCAUAUGAUCGUUAGUAGUUAUGAUCGGAACUUGUUGCGAACUGUGCCCGACAGUUCACUUUUUAAAGAACGCGCGCUACAAACGAUGAACAAAUAUGCAAAUUUCGAGAAAGCAAAAAUAAUAAAAUGAGGAAAGAAGCAACUGUGCCAUUGAGACUUGACGUAAAUUGUACGUGGCAUUCGGCAUUAUUCGUGCCAAAAAAUACAUAUAUUAUAGUUCUAUAGGAAAGGUAUAAAAAAAAAAAAGGAAGAAACACAGACAUUUGUGUGGAAAUAAUUGAGCUUAACUUACAUUUGUUUUACCUUUAUUCUUUAUUCUUUACUUAAACAACAAAUGUAUUUCGACGAAGAAGAAAUGGAAGAAGGAGAGACAUCUUCACUUUAGCUGAUAUUUUAUAUUGAAAAACACGCAUGCACGGUAACAUAUGGAUUCUUAACGACUUACGAUAACGACGUAGUCUAGUUUUCUACGACGACCAUAUUUUUUUACGAGGCUAUUGCUCGUUACGUCGAGGCAUAGCUUUUACAUUUACAUUUUACGUAUUAGACUAUCCGUUCUCGUAGAGAUUCACGCUGUUUUUAAAUGCAAACGAGGCGUUUCUUUUUAUUCGCGUGUCAUCAUUGCCGAGAAUAUCACAAAAACUGUCCCUCGUUUCGUUUCAUUUUUGAUACCACCAUUGUUUCUUGUGAGAGCGAGCAUUCCUAAUUCCCCAGAGCCGCGAGAAAUCUCAAACUUAAUUCGUAUUAGAUAUAAAACGAUCGUAGAUUUUAUUCGUCGAUUUCGACGAGAUUGCGAAUUACCGGUAGAUAUUUUUAGUUUGCAAGACGAGACAAUGUAGCGAGCGGAGAUAGGUCACGUAUUCGUCGCAAGGUGUUCUUCCCAGCGUGGCAAAUAAAAACGGGUAGCAGUAAACGUUGAGUACGAUUUUUAACGAUAAUAAGACACACGAAUCGGCACGUUGAACCUGUUCGGUACGAGCGUCGAUAAAGUCAGUCGCGAUAAUAAUUGCUACGCCUGUACGCUGUCAUCAGGUGAUACACGGCGGACGAGCGCCGUAUCGAAAAGGUUGAUCGAAACGCGCGACAGAAUUUAGUAAAGGAAAACCGGUCGGCGAGAAUACACGAAGAGAACAAAGAGAAAAAAAGUGAAAUAAUUAGCAUGAGACACGUAGAAAGUAUAAGAAAAAAGAGAUAUCGUAAAAAGCCGCUAAAACAGCUGGCCAUGUUAAGCGGGACUCGUUGUUUCUAGUACGUAAGCAAGUAGAUUAAGCGAUAUAAUAAAAGUAUUUAUUUUUGUGACAGGUAAAUGAAUUAUUAAUCGUGGUAAGAAUUUAGCUCGUAAAGACUGCGUGCUGCUAAAGAGAGAGAACGAAACAGAAAGAUGAAUGGUCAGGGAAGAGAACAAGAUCGAGAAAGAAACAGAGAAAAAGAUGGUGAAUAAGAGAAAGACAGAGAUAAAAGAAAGAAACGCGGGAACAGUCUAUUGAUUUCCCAUUCAAAAGAUCUUCGAUCAGCAACCUACGAUACCGAAUUUUAUUGUAAUUACUAAAGUUUUGCGAUGACUAGACCAAAGCGUCCGCAAAGGGCAAUGACGAUUGCCGAGCGAAAUAUAUUUAAUCAUUUUCCAUCACUGCCUACUUCUGAUUAACUUGUAAAUAAGGUCGGUAAACUUGAACGAACGGAAUAAAACUCGCGAUGCAUCGAAAACUUCGGAUCUACUAUAAAGUUCAACGCGUCUUGAGAAAAAAGGAACAAGACAUAAGCGAAAAAGCAACGGAACAGUCCGAAGAACCGCUAGUCAAACUUUCUUUUCUAUCGUACAUUUGUGAUAAAAUGUUACGCGAAUCGUGAAACAACCAUAUGCUUCGUUUGACAUCGAAUUCGCGUUAUAAUUCUCUGUUACUUAAUUUUCCUAACAGCGAUACGAAAACAAAAAAUUGCACGAUGCAUCGAUAAGAAACGUGGCUAUAAGCAAGAGGAAAGGAAAAUCGUGAACGAAUACUUUAUGGAAACGGGAAUUUAAUGGAAAGGACAUGGAAAUAGAUCUAGCGCAGAUCUAGUGCAGAUUUUUAGCAGCGCCUACACUUAGACGAUAAGACUUACGUAUAAAAAUUGAGGCAAGCAUUUCAAGGCGUUGCCUCGUAUCAACUCGAUCACUACCGCAUGUCUUUGAAGUUACUGAAGUAAGUAUAGAAAAGACAAAUGGAACGGCGUAAUUAUGUUAUCUAGAUAUUUUCAACCUCAACCAAACGUAGAAAUUAGAUGUCAGAGAUGAAGCGUGAAAUGUCUCACGCCCACGCCACGUUGAUUGAGAAUACGAUAGGUCUAAUAGGUUGUUAAGUUUCCUAUUUCCCACUGAUUCGAGUAUCGAAGUAACUAUUAUUAUUUUUUUAAGACGAAAUUCAGCUAGUCGUACAAAUCCAGGAAGAAAAAAUUCUGUAAAGUGGCACACCAAUUGAAAGCGUAAUGAUGCUAUUUCAAAAACACACUAUCCUUUCGAAAGCACAAUUUCAUUGUAUCAUAUUAACUCUAUCCUAUACUUAGUCAACUCGCGUGCAUGUUUUCGUACACGUAUACAUAUUAAAUACGCAAUUAAAAACACGAUCGUAUUCACAUACAUACAAAGCGCGUACACGCGCGAACCAUACAUCAUCACUAACAGUAAAUUGUCUUGUCUUACUUAUAGUGUGUCUAGAGCAUUGCGUCUGUAAGAUCCUGUAUCUAUGAUUAGAAAAACUUGACCGAUAAACAGCAACUACUGUACCGUUAUCGAUCGUUAGCCAGAAUUAUUAUAUACGUAUUUGACGUGUCUUUUAGAACGCCUUGAAAGCGAGGUAACGCAUGUAAGAAAAAAUCAGAGAAAUACUCUCAAAUAACGGAGAAGAAACUCACAGCAAAGGUGAAAAUUGAAUUGGCGAUCUCACCGACGACAGGCCCUACAGUGUUACUUAAAAAUUUGCAUCUUAUUAGGUCGUUCGAAAAGCUUCUUUCGUUUUAUAAGGAAAUAAUGAAUGCGCAAUAUUUUCCGUUUUAUAUUAUUUUAUCGAAUUAUGUAUGAUCCAUUUCGUUCUAUCAAAAUAAAGAUCACAACGUUCGACAGAUUAGGUUUCAUGUUUGUCGUAGGUGUUAUGCAUCGUCGUAAAGGACGUGUCUAUAAAAGAAAGACACCUUUCGGACAACCUAAUACGUGUUACAUAUGCUACGAAGGAUACUGGAAAGGAUAUUCCUUUUUCGAACGAUCUCGCAGAGUAUUUUUCUGGUAUUUUUCCCAAGGACCAGAAUUCAUAUUUUUUAGGACGCGAUCAAGGAAAAGUAUGGAAGACGUUUUUCUUAAGUUCAUCGAUGUAGACAAUAAAAACAGGCUCGAAACGUUGCAUCGAAAUCGUUUCUACGUGCAUGCAUCACUCGAGCGUUCGUGAUUUUCAUUCUAUAUAAUUUCGAGCAAAUAGAUGAUCAUUAUAAUGCAAAUAGCACCAACUCUCCAACAAAUACUAAAGAGCCAUUUAACCGUCUGUAGCGUCGCGAUCUUGCUUUCGUCGCAUUCGUGUAAAUGGUCUGCAAGAUUCUUGCUACUGCGUUACCACACACACCUUACGCAAAUAUUUUCAACCGGUUUAAACAUCAUUUUUCAUUUUCAAUGUACGUACGUAUGUUAUUUGGAAUUCUUGUGAAUUUCGAGUAUCUAUUUCUCGUAUGAUAUUUUAGUGUUACAUUUCAUGUACGAAAGGGAAUAAAAUAUCCAAAAGGAAGUGUCGUACUAAAGUUCACGGAUAUUGGUCACUGAAGGCCAUUAAGGGAAAAUAUCUACCGUGCCAUUUCCACGUCGGUUAUCCUUUCCUCAACUAUAUUAUUCCGUCUGGCUAUCUCAAAGGCCAAGUCGAGAUGUGUUCCGUUCACUUCUUAAUGCAUCGCUCCACGAGCAAGCACUCGAGCAUGCGUCAGAUGUACGAUUUUCUCUCGAUCGUUGCUCAAAAAAUGGCUCCAGCCAACUAGUAUCCAUGAACUCUUCUGCUAUAUUACAACUGGAAACGAUGUUUAAAAUAGGUAUAAUCGUGAAUUUUCUAUUAAAACGGUUAAUAAUAGACGAGUAAUAGUCGCUGGGAAGUAUUCUUCACGACGUAACGUAAUAGCAAGCAAUCUUGCGUUCUAGAUAUAAAAGGUUCAUACGUUAAAAUUAGGAGAAUAUGUAAUGGAACGCAAAAUUUAAUAUAAAAUUGAUUACCUAAUUUUUCAUCGCGGCACUUUUAGCGAGAAAAAUAUAACGAUAAUUGAUAUCCACGUACAAUGAAAACUUGUUCAAUUGGCUCUAUUUUAAACGACGAAAGGAUUCGUGAGGGAUACAAAAUAUUAUAUAAUAUCUCGUCUAUCGUAACGUAGGCACAUACUAUUCGAAUAGGAUUCAAUGAUCUAUCUUCUCUAUACGAAAUCUAUCUCCUUCUCGAUAGCUACUCGCAUCUUUAUCGAGGAUAUUUUCGGUGGUAUCUACUAGAAGUAUAAUAGUAUUGUAACUGCUGGACAGAGAAAUCGAAAGGGAAUUGAUUCGUGCAAAGGGCUCGGUGUCCCAUAAAAGGAAAUCAACUAAAGUGACGAGAGGUGUUUAAAGUUUAAAGGGUCAUUGAGCCGAUCACGGCCAAUAUGAGUACUCGCAGAAAGCUACUAAAUAAAACAGUGGAAGAUUAUGGUCGGGCUGUGCUUGUACUGGCUGACAGAUGGUCCAAACGUAUAGAUUAUGUAUUCAUUAAGAAAAGAAUAUUAAUCGAGGACAUAAAAAUAUAACUGACUGUGUUACACGGCGCACGAAAAAACCAUGUACCAGAAGAAUUACGCGUUUACAUAAGAAAGUUUAGAUAAGAAUUGGAGAUACCUUACUCUUAUAAAUCUUGUCCAAUCGAUUCUUUAGGAAACGUAAGAUUGAUUUCGAUGUAUGUUAACUUUCAAUCUCCUCGAGCGAAAUGGAGAAACCGUUUGCACGCUGUACAAGAUUUCGCUAUUCCUGCGAGAUUUCUAAUUCGUAUAGAUUUGAAUGCAUCCGAGACUAAACGUUGAUAUCAAAAUGCCCUACUGCUCAACUCAGUGAAUGUUAAAAAAAUGAAUGGACACUCUCGGUUAUUUAUUAUGCAACUUAACAAUUUAACUCAACCAUCCUAACUUCGACUAAUAUUUAGCAAUGAAAAACGGUAUACAUUUUCCGGGAGGCAAAGUGUUGUUCACGAGAACCUGAUAAUUACUCGAAUCACGAAUAUUAGAGGGAAGAAUUUGGGUAACAUCGCGUGCACGCAAGGAAAGUUAAAUAAUCAUACGUUUUUCAUUAUUAAACAGCGUUAGUAUCGAUCUUUUCAAUGUAACCUACGUGUGUGUGUAAUACCUCGGAUUAAUUGUUUAAAUAGUUUGAAAGUUGAAGAAGAGGUAAGACGAUAUGCGUGUUUUCAGGCACCGUGCGCUAAUCACAGCGAGUUGACAAAACAAAUACUUAUACGAUAUGUUACAAGUAAAGAAAUUUAAACAAAGAAAAUGAAGAAAGAGAGGGGGAGAGAGAGAGAGAGAGAGAAAGGUAAAAAUAUUCAUACGACGGUAUAUUUUCAGUGUAAAGAAAAUAUAUAUGUAAUAUAAUCCGUGGUAAUAACUACGUAUAUCUUGUAGCAUUAACGUACCGAUGGAAGCGAUCUUCUUUAUGAGCGUUUCGAAAAUUUGAAAUUGAAAAGAGUAAACGUUGUAAAAUAAUCAUGAAAGCUAUGCGCUGAAAAUAAAUUCAUAUUUUUCUUUUAAUAGCAUAGAGGAGGAUUUGUUUCCGAUCGGUACAAGCAUAUAAUCGGAUUAUUCGUUUGAAUGUUGAUUGUUAAAUGUUAGGAUAGAGAACUUUAAGAAAACAAUGCCCAGUCUACAAGCAUCGUGCAUCGGAAGUAUGUUUCGUUGCGUGUGGAAUUCAGUUGUACCAGUAAAAUUCUUUCAUCGAAAUGAAAACAUCGAUCGUUUCUUAAUUUUGCCUUAAAUAUACGUUCUCGGAAACUUUAAUCGUGUAAUUUUCGCGUGUCACGUAUCGUCUAAUAUGCAUAUAUUGGCAAUUAAAAAUUAAUGUUACUUUGUUAUUUACACAUAUCGUUAAAAAAUUUGUGUCAUGUGUAAUAUCGAUUAUUCUAUUAAAAACUUAUAAUAUUA